AUCAUCCACAAUAUUUGCUUUGAACUGGAUUAUCUGAGUCCACAUUGCCAUAUCAUCCAGUUCAGUGUGGAUUUUAUACACCUGUGUGGAAGGGGCCUAAAAGCAUCUGAAGAAGUGGGCCAAGGCAGAACUAAUUGGGGCUGUCCCUGCCAGAUCGGAACAGUUGGAGGGCAUGUCAUGCUGGCCAGAGGAUUUGGGGAGCUGCCGUCCAAAAAAAAGGGAACACUCCUAAGCAUUGCAGAUGGUAUAGUAGAUGUGCCGCCUAGAUGUUGGGAUAUGUCUUCGGGAAGUUCAUUUGCUGGUGCUUAAAAAAGAUCUUUGCACAUUUCCAUGUCUCCUGGACACAUAAGCAGACUAACCGAGGAAACACAGGCGACCAGGAGCUAGUGGAGAUCAACUGCAAGGACAUCACUUGUAUUCAGGAUGACUGGGAUGUGGAAGAGUUUGUCUCAAAAACAUGUAUGGGGAUGUUUCUCCAUCACAAAGCCUUCAAGAUCUUAUUGGCCACCUUCAUCAUGUUUAAUGCCAUUCUUAUUUCUCUGCGGACAGAGCCCACUUUGGAAGAGAGAUACUUCGAGUUCUUCUCUGCCAUAGAUACUGUUGUCCUAUCUUUACUUCUCUGUGAAGUCUUUCUCAGCUGGUACUAUGGAUUCUUGUUGUAUUGGAAGGAUGGCUGGAACAUCCUCAACUUUUUUAUCGUGGUAGCUCUCUUCAUUGGCUUUCUUAUUCCAUCGCUGAAUGAUAAAACCUUUUUCCACAUGCUCAGAGUCAUGCGACUGAUGCAGGUGUGUACCUUGGUGGGUGGUCUGGCGAGGAUGAUUCAGGUGAUCCUACAGUCUGGUCCUGACAUGGUGAACAUCAUGGUCCUGCUUUUUGCCAUCAUGUUGGUCUUCUCUGUCUUUGGUGUCACGCUCUUUGGAAGUGUUGUCCCAAAACAUUUUGGAAACCUGGGUACUGCAUUAUACACUCUCUUCAUCUGUAUAACUCAGGACGGGUGGAUUAUCAUAUAUGAUGACUUUGAACAAGAAGGCCUUGCCCUGGAGAUAGGAGGGGCCCUCUACUUCUUUAUCUUCAUCACGUUUGGGGCCUUCAUCUUUGCAAAUCUCCUUGUGGCUGUGGUGACAACCAACCUGGAACAGUCCAUGGCUGAAUACAACGUGGAGAAGCAACUGCAAUCGCAGUCCCCCCUUGAAGCGGCUAAUUUAGGACUGGACGAUGACACGGAUGAUGAUGUCUUCAUGGGCCAGUCUGAACCUGUGCAUGUGAAAGAGGUCAUGCUUGGAACACCCAUGGUCCACCGGCAGGAGCUGCUGUGCGGUGGGAACUUAGGCAACCUGAAUGAAGCCACUUGUGAAGAACUCUGCGUUGUCCUGGAAGCGAUCCACGAGAAUCUGAAGGAAUACCAAGUGAUCCGGGAUGAGCUUGACCGAAUAGUUCAGGAGGUGAGGUCUAUCCGAUUCAACGUAGAACAGGAGCAAGAGGUUGUUUUACGAAAUAUCCGUGGGGCCAACAUCUCAGAAACCGUACUUGGCACUGACAUAAUGCAGGGGAAGCCUGGCGAUGUUCUGGCUACAUUGAUGAACCUGGAGAAGUCCAGUGUAUUUGAUGCAGAAUACCAAAGGGGAGCAGUGAAAACAGCAACUCUGAGAGCACGGCGGCAGUCCUUGGGAAAGCAUGAAGCUACAGAUGAAACGUUUCGCCGACACAGUGUGCCGGAGCCAUCAGAAAAGACCCACGGUCAUCACCGCAGGCAGAGUCUGACAGGUCUUCAUCACUGAAAGUGAAAAAGAGAGAAGAUUGCUGUGGAACAUCUCCAAAUGCAGCAUGACCAAUUUGUGUCAAGCAUUUAUCAAACUAAAACUGCUUUUCAUCAUAAAUUACUUCUGUGUGGAACUUGCUUCUCUAUUGUCGUCUGCACAUAGGUUGCAACAUGUACUAAUAUUCACAUUCACUGUACAUAUCUUAUUUGAAGUGCAAAACACCGUGAAAGAACAAUACCAUAUUUAAAAUGAAGAACAAUGUUAACCAAUAUAAGCU
Molecule: messenger RNA, 2037 nt
Organism: Anolis sagrei ordinatus
Lineage: Eukaryota; Metazoa; Chordata; Lepidosauria; Squamata; Anolidae
Source: RefSeq, a predicted model, not a curated record